AUGCCUAGGAAGAGCGGCUGUAUUGCGGUCACUCCGCGUAUAUUCGGGGCUCGUUUGACGCACGGCGGUGUCGGGAUUUCCCAGGACGUGAGUCAGCGGCGAUUAGCGCGGGACGACACCUGCCCGCACCGCGUCCUCGAGAAUACAGAAGUACGGUGGAGGCGGGUCUCGCCGGGA
This is a messenger RNA of Iphiclides podalirius (scarce swallowtail), 177 nucleotides long. Lineage: Eukaryota; Metazoa; Arthropoda; Insecta; Lepidoptera; Papilionidae. The record is from the annotation of a GenBank genome assembly.